Messenger RNA from Strongylocentrotus purpuratus (purple sea urchin), 615 nucleotides. RefSeq lists its product as uncharacterized. The record is from RefSeq and is a predicted model, not a curated record. Lineage: Eukaryota; Metazoa; Echinodermata; Echinoidea; Camarodonta; Strongylocentrotidae. The coding region runs from base 14 to 580 and encodes 188 amino acids. The transcript has 2 exons.
AACAAUCUUGAUCAUGGGCAAUGCAUCUUCUUCCCCUCGGAUUCACAACAACACUGAUGAAAUACUGAAGAUUGUUUGCACGGACAAAGACGGCAGAGAAACAAGUCAGAUUGUAAGGAAAAUGGAUUCGUGGCAGCCGACGAUCCCGUACGGCAAGGUAACCAUCUCGGUCUUCAUCCUCGCCGAAGGUGUCCCGGUAGCUGGUCAGGGAGAUGCCGUCCUGAAUGCAGCAGAGUCUUGCUAUGAUUUCACUGUUCAACUUGUGAAAGGAAUGGUCAAUAUUACACAGGAUUACAGCAAUCAGUCGAGGAAAAUUGGGGAUAUUCCUCGCAUCACAAACGCAACAAAUGGAACACUGACGAUCCUCUGUACGGAUAAAGAUGGCAGAAAGACGAGUCAGAUUGUGACGUCACAGAACAUGUGGCAUCCGUCCAUCCCGUCAGGUCCUCUCACAGUAUUUGCGUCACAUCUUCGAAGUGGCUUCGACAAGGACGUAGAAGGAGCAGUCUACACCGCAACAUCUUCGGAUAAUUUUACCGUUAAACUUGUCGAAGGAAGACUCAAUAUUAAGCUUCAAUAAAGCAAGAUAGCGUUGCUUAAUUAGCCAUAAAAUUA